Molecule: messenger RNA, 1737 nt
Organism: Antrostomus carolinensis (chuck-will's-widow)
Lineage: Eukaryota; Metazoa; Chordata; Aves; Caprimulgiformes; Caprimulgidae
Product: interleukin-1 receptor type 1
Exons: 11
Coding region: 1-1737 (578 amino acids)
Biological process (GO): regulation of inflammatory response; signal transduction
Molecular function (GO): interleukin-1, type I, activating receptor activity
Source: RefSeq, a predicted model, not a curated record
AUGUCUGGAAAAAGGGAGAAAUUUAGCUGUUUGUCACGGCAGAGUGUGGGAAACAGGACAGCAAAAACAUUGUUUUCAUGUAAUAUCACAACAGUGUUUCUGUCUUUAAUUAUUGUAGAGAAAUGUGAUGCCUAUGAUGUGAUGCUGAGGCAAAGUCUUGUGCCUGAUGGGCAACCUCUUGCUAUUAAAUGUUCACUGGAAAAGAGCUUGCAAAGUGGAGACUACAACUUAACAUGGUAUAAAGUUGGUAACCAGACAGCUGUGCCUAGAGACAGACUUUCUAGAAUUCAUCAGCAGAAGAAUUUAAUUUGGUUUCUCCCUGCAGUGUUAGAAGAUUCUGGAGAUUAUGAAUGUGUCGUAAGGAAUUUGACAAGCUUCAGGACAAAGGUAACAGUUUUUGAGAGGCUUGAUGGUUUAUGCUUAAAUGAAAAAUUUGCUGUAGAGGAGGUGAUAUUCACAUUAUCAUCUGCAAAGGUUGUGUGUCCACACUUGGAUUAUUUCAGGAAUGAGAAGAAUAUCCAGCCUGUUCGUUGGUAUAAGGACUGCCAGCUGCUGAAAGGGAGAAGGUUUGACUUCUUAAACAGUGACCUUAUCAUUUUCAAUGUGAGUGUUCACGAUCAAGGAAACUACACAUGUGAAACGACGUAUACCUACAACGGAAAACAGUAUAACAUCUCACGAGACAUCAGUCUGACUGUAGAAGUGAGCCCACCAAAAAAGCCCCCAGAAAUAUCUUAUCCAAGAAACAACUCAAUUGAAGUGGAACUGGGCUCACAGGUUACAGUGGAUUGCAAUACAACAGGUGCUGAUGGGUAUGAGGUGUUUUGGACAGGCAACGGUGUGUAUAUUGAUGUAUUUCAUAUGAGCAGAAUUUUUGCAAGUCCCUAUGAGGAGAAAACUUCUUACGAUGGACGCCCCGUGCAUUCAGUGAAGCUAGUAAUUUUGGAAGUGAAUAGUGAAGAUUAUGAACAACCGUUUGUCUGUCAAGCUUCAAAUGCCUUUGGGCAGGUUGCAUCCUAUAUUAUAUUAAAACACAGAGUUCCUGAUAUACGAAGAUGGCUGACUGGAGGGCUCAUCUCUUUGUUAAUUUUAACAUUUAUUACUUUAAUAAUCUACAAGAUUUUCAAAGUUGACUUGGUGCUUUGGUACCGUAAUUCUUUCUGUGCCUUUGCAAGUAAGGAAGAUGGGAAAAUCUACGAUGCAUAUGUCCUGUAUGCAAAAAGCAGUGGAGACAGAAGUUUCUCUCAUCUGGAAACCUUUGUUCGUAGAAUACUCCCUGAUGUUUUAGAGCAACAAUGUGGCUAUAAUCUCUUUAUAUUGGGAAGGGAUGAUUUACCCGGAGAAGCUGUGGUCAGUGUUGCUGAUGAAACCCUGAAGCAAAGCAGAAGACUGAUGAUUGUUUUGGGAUCAGAAACAUCUAGUUGCUGCCUAUUAGAAGACACCUCUGAACAGCAACUAGCUGUGCAUAAUGCUCUCAUCCGUGAUGGGAUUCAAGUGAUUCUUAUAGAAAUGGAUGAAAUACAGGACUACACAAGCAUGCCAGAAUCAAUCCAAUACAUUAAGCAAAAACAUGGAGCUAUCCAAUGGAAAGGGGACUUUUCAGAGAAAUCUUGUUCAGCAAAUACAAGGUUCUGGAAAAAUGUGCGCUACCAAAUGCCAUCCAGGAAAAAGGUAUCUUACUCUGAAGUGUAUUUGUUGCCCCUAAGUUCGAACAGUUCUUCAGCAAAGGGAAGUUAA